UGUAAAAGAAAUAAAGUAUAAGUUUUGCAUUUAUUUUCAGUCCAAACAGGGAGGCAACUGCGACGUAGACAGCAUUCGUUUAUUGGGGACAGAUGCUGAUGGCUCUUGGUAUAAAGUUGCUUUUGUUGAACAGUCUGGUGUUAGUUAUGUGUUAGCAAGGCCUCUUCUUGAGAUAGUCAUUGAUGGACAAACUAUUUCCCUACAAGUUCAAGACAGCCAAGCACCCCCUAGUACUACAGUGUUUUCAUCUUCAGAGAUACCAACAAAACGACGCCCUCUUCUUUCUAACGCUGCUUCAGAAAGUCCUAACCUGACAGCUGCAGCCAUUCAAAUUGAGAGUGAAAUGGAUGGGGAAACAGGUGGUGCAAAGGAAAACUUACCAGAUAAUCCAGAGGAAGUUGAAUUGGAGGAAGAUGAACCGGAGGAAUAUGAGCAACUGAUUGUAGUGACUGGUGUGAAACGUUCAACAGAUACUGAGUUGCUGAAGCUCUACUUUGAGAAUCCAAGCAAAUCUGGAGGAGGUGAAAUAGAAGCGUUUGAGAGGGAAUCUAAGACUGGUGCCAUCAGCAUUACCUUCAAGGACCAAUCAGUUACUUCUAAAGUGGCUGGGAAAAGGCACAAGCUAGCCGGUGCCACUCUGAAGGUUAAACUGAUCACGAAGAAGAAACAUUGUCAACUUCCGAUCAACGCACGAUGUCUGUUUCUAGAAGGAAUACCAGAUGGCUGCUUAUCUGAGCAUAUUAAGCUCUUUAUUGAGUAUAGAUCAUCCAUGGAUGAGGAACCCACAAUCCAAUAUGGAGAAAAGCCUGGGACAGCUUUAUGUACAUUCUCAAGUGAUAUCCCAGAUUUGAAUGCAGCUGUAGCCAAUAUUUCUAAGAAGAAACUGCAAGGCGUUGUAUUAACGGCAGAUAAAGUUCGUGAAGCUGAUGCAAUCUUAGUGACAGGAUUUUCAAAAGAUGUAAGUCUGGACGUCAUCGAGUGUUAUUUUGACAACAAGAAGAAGAGUGGAGGUGGUGGAGUGACAUACGUACAACCAGGACCUAAGAAUGGAAACGUAGUAGUCUACUUUAAAGACUGGAAUGUUGUAAAAGAAGUGUUGUGUAAAGACACCCACAGGAUUGGUCGGAAAGAGGUACAAGUUGAAAUUUAUCGAGAACGUCUUGGGAAGCUGAGCCAUGGUGAUCAGGCGUCCGUCUCUGACAUCUCUGGCAAGACAAGGCCUGAAAAGGUGAAAAGAGGUACCGGUAAUGUAGCAUCAAGCAUCAAGGGAGCUGAAGCACAAGAGACUGGCCAGAAAGUAGAGACGAAGAAACCACAAGUAGGCCGAAGAGUCCAGAAUGACCACGAGGAAGAGUAUGAUCAACUGAUUGAAGUGACUGGCUUCAAACCGUCCACAGAAAAUGAGGUCCUGAAGCUUCAUUUUGAAAAUAGUCGCAAAUCUGGAGGAGGUGAAAUAAAAACACUGAAGAAAGAUUCUAAGACGGGUGCCGUAAGAAUUACCUUCAAGGACCAAUCAGUUACUGUUGACGUGGAGAAGAGGUGGCACAAAAUAAAUGGCGCCAAGCUGAAGGUCAAACUGAUUACCAAGAAGAAACAUCGUCCACUUCCAGUCAAUGCACGAUGUCUGUUUCUAGAAGGGAUACCAGAUGGCUGCUCAUCUGAGCAUGUGAAGCUCUUUAUUGGCGAUAGAGCAUCCAUGGAUGAGGAACCAACAAUCCAAUAUGGAGAGAAGCCUGGAACAGCUAUUUGUACAUUCUCAAGUGAUAUCCCAUACCUGGAGAAUGUUAUAAGAAAAAUAUAUCUGGCAAAAAUGAAAGGUGCUUCAUUGACGGCAAAGAAAGUUCAUCAUGCUGACGCCAUCUUAGUUCAAGGAGUUCCACCAGACUUAGAAAUGAUUGAGUUGUAUUUUGACAACAAGAAGAGUGGAGGCGGUGGAGUGAGAGAGGUACAACCAGGACCCAUGGAUGGACAGGCAAUCGUUUACUUUGAAGACUGGAAGGUGGUUCAGGAUGUUUUAACCAUUCCUCAUAAGCUCGGUGGUAAAGAUUUGCAGAUUGAAUCAUAUCAUGACUUCCUGGGAAGACUGAGCCCGCUUGAUGCCCCAACUCCACACCCUAAACCAGUGUUGGUAGAAGUACAGGAACCAGUUAUGGAAUUCCUAUAUGGGAAAGGUGCGAAUACUAAGAAGAAUUUGCUGAAAGACUUGGCAAAUGUGAAAGCCAAUUUGCUGUGGCCCGAUGGUUCUCAGAAGUCUCAAGCUAAACUGGAACCAGUAGAAGAUGACUUCCAGCAACAAUCGUCAUGGUUGAACUGGGAAAAGGAAGCUGUCGAUGUUCUCACUGACUUCAUGAGAGGAUGCAAAACAGCCAGAGUUCAGGUUUCACAGUCACUGUGGAAGGAUGUAGCUGAUGCACUCAAGAAGAUUACUACAACUUGCUCGAUGGUCACAGAUACUCAACUUCAUGAAGUGAUACUGGUCGGAGCGAAACGAGAUGUUGAUGUCACUGAAGCAACAAUCAAUGACAUCAUCAAGAAGUUACAGAAGGAGGCUGACUAUGAUGCUGAGCAAACAACAGAAGAAAUCAACUGGGAUACAGAGAAGCUACACCUGUUUACUAUGUGUGGGAUUGAACAGGAGAUCGAAAAGUCCUUUCCAGCUCUGAAGAUCACAGUUUCCAGCCAAUAUUAUGGUAAAACUGGCAUCACACUUGAUGGAAUAAGGAAAACCAUCAAAGACGUGGAGCUAAAGAUAAGGAGGAUGAUGGACAGUUUGAAAAAGACAGAGUUCAAAGCUGGGAGUAUCAAGGUACAAUUUAUUCAGCAUGUUACGGACACAAUUCAUGAUGUUUUAGGGUCACGGAAUGUUCAUGCAGCAUGCAGUGGAUCAGAUGAUGGGAAGAUCACAAUACACGGUGCUACAAGCAGAGAUAUCAGGAAGGCUAAAGCAUACAUCGACAAUGAAAUAGAAGAAGAUGUGAUUCUCAUCAAAGGUUCUGCAUUAGCUGUUGUACAAGGCCACAAGGGGAAGAAACUGUUGGAAUCGAUCAACAAUCAAAAGUUCGUCAUGGCAGGCAUCAGCCAGGAAACGGGUGCCACGUUAACUAUUAGACUUGCAGGAUUUAAGAGAAAUUUGGAUGAAACAAAAAAACACAUCAUGAACUUUCUCAAGAAAAAUAUCACCAGCAGAAGCAUCAUUCCCUCAAGCGAGAUCAAAGUACGCCUCAUUACCACAUAUCGUAGUCAGGACUUGGACAACUUGAGACAACAACAUCAACACAAUCUUGUAGCCAUCCAGCCACAGAUGAGUGGAAGGAACAGAGGAUUUAUCAUCCAGGGCAAUGAGGAGGGUUUAGAUGCAGUCCGCAAACUGGUCACUUCAUUAGUACAAGCAGUAAAAGAGAAACAUUAUCCUGUAUCCAAGACGGGCAUGGCUAGACUGUUCCGUGAAGAGAAAGGCAAGAAAUUCUUGGAGUCUGUCGAGAGAGAAUUUCAUUGUGUGAUUACCACCGAUUGCAACGAGGAGAGUGAUGAUGAUGAUGAUGAUGAUGAUGAUGAUGAUGAUGAUGAUGGUGAUGAACAGGAAGAGUGUGCAUCAACAGCCGGCCAGAUUCUUUAUAGUGUUACUCUACCACACAGCGCCUGCAGGUUAAGAGUGGUUCAUGGAGACUUGACGAAGCAGCGAGUAGACUGCAUUGUGAAUGCGGCAAAUGUUGGACUCCAGCAUAUUGUAGGAUUAGCUAAAGCAGUUCGUAAAGCAGGUUUGUAA
Messenger RNA from Asterias rubens (European starfish), 3766 nucleotides. Its product is annotated as protein mono-ADP-ribosyltransferase PARP14-like. The transcript is spliced from 14 exons. The record is from RefSeq and is a predicted model, not a curated record. The coding region runs from base 344 to 3766 and encodes 1140 amino acids. NCBI's taxonomy places the organism in Eukaryota, Metazoa, Echinodermata, Asteroidea, Forcipulatida, Asteriidae.